Molecule: messenger RNA, 2379 nt
Organism: Lasiodiplodia theobromae
Lineage: Eukaryota; Fungi; Ascomycota; Dothideomycetes; Botryosphaeriales; Botryosphaeriaceae
Product: Telomerase-binding protein
Exons: 3
Coding region: 1-2379 (792 amino acids)
Biological process (GO): nuclear-transcribed mRNA catabolic process, nonsense-mediated decay
Cellular component (GO): telomerase holoenzyme complex
Molecular function (GO): telomeric repeat DNA binding; telomerase RNA binding; protein binding
Source: RefSeq, a predicted model, not a curated record
AUGAACACGGAUUACUUCGACUUGCACGAAGGCCUAGCAACCACUCAGCGAGCCCAGGCCAAGUCCGCUGCCCUGGUGCAGCCGCUCGGCGACGCCCUAGCCUGCCCCUACUGCGAGUGCGAGCUCUUCGACCGCGAUGACGCCCUUUUGCACCAUGUCCGCACGAGCCACGCCGCCCAAAUCCAGGGCUCCGGUGUGAAGGAAGGCACCCCCCUAUUUAGGAAGCUACUACGCGACGAGGCUCUUCACAAAGCGAAGCAGAUAGCCACCGCUCAGCACCAGCGCCGCCUCGAGGAGCAGCGCCGCCAAAAGCAUUCCCGCCGCCACGAUGCCGGCAAGACGCCGGAUCUGAACCGGCUUACCCUGCAGAGUAAGACCCCAUGGGCCGAGGGCGACCUUCUCCGCCCCACGCGUAAGCGUGCUGGAUCUGACAUUCCUGCGUCAGAGUCGCCUAACCGCUCCCCCGUCCGCCAGGAUGCAAAGUCCCGGAAGGCUCGCGGCAUGGACCCCGCAGUGGAGCCCCAGAUUGCCGACGUGGAGAUGGCCGAGGAAUAUGCAAGACUGCAUCGGCCAGAGCCACGUGCCCAGUCUUACUCCACCCUGCCCUUCCACCCCCAGGCAGGUGUAACCCACCGCGAUCACGGGUCCGCCUCGCCCUCAUCGGUGUCCCACCAUGGCACCCCAGUACCUCCCUCGGUGCCAAGUCCGUCGGCGGCCGUCUUGCCUAUGCCGACGAACGAACAGUGGCCUGACCUAGUGCUGCAACCAGACUCACGCCCAAUCUCUCAGGAGCAGCUCGCCGCUGAAGUAAAAUCAAUCUAUGCCGGCCUCACCAUGGUCGAGUCCAAGUGCAUUCAUGUCGAUAAGGCUCAGGCCACCGCCGAGAGAGACCCCGUCUCCGGUCAACACCCAAGGCUGGCCCCAGAUCACUGGCAAGCCCUCAUCGCAUUACAUAGGACUUUACUUCACGAACAUCACGAUUUCUUUUUGGCGUCACAGCAUCCCUCGGCGAGCCCGGCCCUGCGCCGUCUUGCCGCUAAGUAUUCCAUGCCGGCCCGAAUGUGGAAGCAUGGCAUUCAUUCCUUUCUGGAGCUUCUUCGUCAUCGUCUGCCGGAAUCCUUGGAGUACAUGCUUACAUUCAUAUAUCUGGCGUACCAAAUGAUGGCGCUUCUUUAUGAAACAGUACCUGCUUUCGAAGAUACUUGGAUCGAAUGUCUCGGAGAUCUUGGACGGUACCGGAUGGCAAUUGAAGACGAGGACCUCCGGGACCGCGAAACGUGGGCAGGUGUUGCCCGUUUUUGGUACAGCAAAGCCGCCGAUAAGAGCCCCGCCGUGGGCCGGCUCUACCACCACCUGGCCAUCCUGGCCAGGCCUAAUGCUCUGCAGCAGCUCUACUUUUACAGUCGUUCUCUCACCUGCGUUCAGCCAUUCAUGAGCGCACGCGAGUCCAUUCUUACCCUUUUCGACCCCAUUCUCGGCCGCUCAUCUACGUCUUAUUCUCAUUCACUUCCCGUCGAAACCAGCUUUAUACGUGCCCAUGGAUUACUUUUCGAAAAAGAUCAAGCAUUUCAGCAACAUACGUUUGACCACAACCUCAGCGACUUUAUCCGACAGUUGGACACCAGCAUUGGACGUGUCACUUCGAAAUGGAAGGAACAGGGAGCGUACAUGGCUAUUGCGAACAUUGCCAGCCUGUUUGAUUACGGAAGCGAGGACAACUUCCUGCGUCUCGCUUUUGCGGCGCAGCUGCAACAAAUUAUAUUUGAGAGGAAUGACGAUCCGGAUCGGCAGCCUCCCCCCGUCCUGCCUCCCACACAUCCCGCGCCUGACGACAUGAAAAUUGACCACCAGACUGCCAACACUUUUCCUAGCGCUUGCCGUCUUACCUUCGAUACAUUACACGUCGUCCUUCGGCGCUUCGGGGACAAGAAUGUCCUGACUCAUUUUCACAUUCUACUCGCUUUCCUGAAUCAACUUGCAACGCUUCCUUACGAUACCACCUACAUUUUCGAAUACGUUCAAUGGGAGGAUCUCGCCUUCUUCCUCAAUACCCUGGCCAAGUCUGAGACUGUCACGCCGGCAAUUGAAUCCCCCGCUUUCCUUCAUGAAGGGGAAGAAGACUUCCGACCGUUGCCUGAGGACUACCUCAUCCGGGGUCAGCUGUGGGCUCACUCGUAUUAUCCGGCAACAUGGUUUAGCGGUGUUGUGGAUGAGGAGGAGCGGAUGCUGGAGCUGGCAUCGACAAUUAGAUCUCGGACCGAGAGGAUCCUGUGGCUUGGGAUCCGCCUCGCGUCGAAAAACAUUGGUCUGAUCUACGACAGCGCUAGUCACAGCUGGAGUACCCAUCGCUCAGGUAACGCGAUGGAUGUGGAUGAAUGA